GGCAAAGUCGCACGCAUCUUCAACUACCAAGUGCAAACUCCAAAACUCCUCUCACAACUCAAAUUAGUUCUUCCCACUACGAUCUAUAAUGACCUACACCUUGGCCGAGUCGUCGUUCGAGUCCAAGCGCGGCGUGACCAUCUACACGCGCGAGUACAUCCCGACGUCCGAGGACUUCAGCACGGUCUUCCUCUUCCUUCACGGCGUCGGCGAGCACUGCAGUCGCUUCCACACGUUCUUUGAGCACCUCGUGAACCAGCCCAUGGCUGUCUUUGCGAUGGACCACCACGGGCACGGCAAGAGCGGCGGCGACCGCUUCGACAUUGACCGCUUCGAGUCGUUCACGGACGACAUCCAUCAGUACACGUCUGUGAUCCGCGCGCGCUUCCAGAACAAGGCGGUCAAGUUUGUCGUCGGUGGCAUUUCGUUUGGCGGUCUUCUUGCGGCCAGCGUCGCGACAUUGAACGAGCAUGUCUACGACGGCGUCCUCUUGCUGGCCCCGGCGAUCGGCAUUGAAAUGAGCGGCGUCCUCAAGGUGCAGCAGUCCAUGGCGCCGCUCAUCAACAAGCUUGUGCCCAAGUGGAAGCUCGUGCCCGCCGUCAUCCUCGAGCAUUUAUCGCGCAACGCCGACUUUGUCAAGGACUAUGACAAUGACGAGCUCAACAGUCAUGGCAACCUCCGCGUGCGCCUCGCGUUUGAGAUUUCGCGCGGCAUGGAGAUGCUCAAGGCGCGCGAAGCCGCGAUGACGGCGCCGCUGCUCGUGCUCCACGGCGACAAGGACGUGGUCACGAGUCCUCGCCUUUCCAGAGAGUUCUUCGACCGCGUCCCGUCGACGAAGAAGACGUACACGAGCCUCCCGGGCCAAUUCCACUGCAUCAUCAACGAACCCGAGCGCGAAUCCAACCUUGCGCUCAUGACCGAUUGGAUCCAGCAAUUGUAAAAUAAUCCAUUUAAGCUAGUGAAGAACAUUGUGUCGCACUGUCGACAGACUA
Messenger RNA from Saprolegnia diclina VS20, 992 nucleotides. RefSeq lists its product as hypothetical. Gene Ontology annotation, cellular component: membrane. Bases 89 to 940 code for a protein of 283 amino acids. The transcript is spliced from 3 exons. NCBI's taxonomy places the organism in Eukaryota, Oomycota, Saprolegniomycetes, Saprolegniales, Saprolegniaceae. Gene Ontology annotation, molecular function: lipase activity. The record is from RefSeq and is a predicted model, not a curated record.